Messenger RNA from Amyelois transitella, 2764 nucleotides. RefSeq names its product replication factor C subunit 4. The transcript is spliced from 6 exons. Gene Ontology annotation, cellular component: DNA replication factor C complex; nucleus. The record is from RefSeq and is a predicted model, not a curated record. Lineage: Eukaryota; Metazoa; Arthropoda; Insecta; Lepidoptera; Pyralidae. Gene Ontology annotation, molecular function: ATP binding; ATP hydrolysis activity; DNA clamp loader activity. Gene Ontology annotation, biological process: DNA-templated DNA replication; DNA repair. Bases 135 to 1190 code for a protein of 351 amino acids.
AAUUGACAAAUUAAAGUUUAUGUCAUGUUAGUGACAGUUCAUUUUGUCAGUGUCAGAGUGUCUAUCAGUCGGUCGCAUUAUUGGUUUUAGUUUCGCGGUUUUAAUUUCAAUUGUUUUUUUUUUUGGUUUAAAUUAUGCAAGCCUUUCUUAAAACUGGUAAAAUAUCAGCGGCAGACAAACCUUCAUCGUCUGGCGUAAAGACCACCUCCAAAAAGAAACCACCUGCACCAUGGGUUGAAAAAUACCGGCCGAAAACAAUUGAUGAUAUUGUAGACCAAGGAGAAGUGGUGCAAGUACUGAGAGAGUGCUUGUCAGGUGGCGAUUUGCCACAUCUUUUGUUUUAUGGACCUCCAGGCACAGGAAAAACAAGUGCAAUCCUUGCAGCGGCACGACAACUGUUUGGAGAUAUUACAAGAGAUAGAGUUCUAGAAUUGAAUGCAUCAGAUGAACGAGGUAUUCAAGUUGUUAGAGAUAAAGUGAAAACCUUUGCACAGAUGACUGUCAGCAGUACAAAGCCUGAUGGUCAACCAUGUCCUCCAUACAAACUUGUUAUUCUGGACGAGGCAGAUUCCAUGACAAAUGCUGCCCAAGCUGCCCUUCGCCGCACAAUGGAGCGUGAGACUCGGACCACCCGUUUCUGCCUGAUUUGCAAUUAUGUCUCGAGGAUCAUCCCUCCAAUUACCAGCAGAUGUUCCAAAUUUAGAUUUAAACCACUGGCUAGAGACAAUGUUAUCAAAAGAUUGCGUGAGAUCUGUGAAGCAGAAGGAGUAGAUGUGGGCGAGGGCGAGGUUUUGCAUAAAGCAGUUGAUACUUGUGAAGGAGACCUGCGACGUGCCCUGACUGCAUUGCAGUGCUGCCAGCGGUUGCUGGGGAAAAUAACAGAUGAAGGUCUCAUUGAGGUGACUGGUUUAGUGCCUGAGAAACUGGUGAAUGAGUACCUUAGUGUCAAUAAUUAUAGCGAACUCGAGAAGUUUGUGGAAAAUUUCCUAAUGGAAGCGUACUCCGCCUCUCAACUGCUGGAACAACUGAGCGCAACGGUCAUCACCGCGGGGCACCUCACCAACAAGCAGAAAUGCGUCAUCAGCGAAAAGCUGGCUGUUUGCUCUCAUCGCCUACUAGAUGGCGGCGCUGAGUUCAUGCAACUAACAGACCUGGGCUGUACCAUUAUCAUGGCGAAUAAUAACCCUUAAAAUUUAAAACAAGUUAUUUUUGCUAAGUGGAAGUUUGUACUGAAUAAACAAUGUUAAAAUUAUUUGCAAUCUGGCAUCUUAUACAUAUAUCUCACCAAUAAGCAGAAAUGAGCGUACUUUUGCCAGUUUCACAUUGGCUGCAAGAUGGCGCUGAGUUCAUGCAACUAUGGACCUAGGCUGUACUAUCAUCAUGGCAAAAAAGAACACUUAUUUUAAAAAAAGUCAACAACAUUUUGUCGAAUACAAGUAUAUAUUGAAAAAUAAAUUUUGUUUUUGAAAUUCUUGGAACAGUCUUCCUCUUAUAUAAUCUCACCAAUAAUCAUAAAUCACUGAAAAGCUGGCUGUUUGCUCUCAUAGUCUGCUGAUGGAGGCGCUGAAUUCACGCUAUUGACAGACCUAGGGUGUACCAUCAUCAUGGCGAAAAAUAAUCCUUAAACAUUAAAAUAAAUUAUUAAACAUGUCUUAAUUGAAGUCUGUUCUAUAUAAGUGAUAUUGUGGUAAAAUUGCAACAAACAAAGUGUGAAGGAAGUGUGCAAGAUCGUGGCAAGUGGAAAAAGGGUAGUCUCUGCCUAUCCCUCCGGGAAAGAAGCGUGAUUUUAUGUAUGUAUGUACCACAAUAAUGGAAAUUAUUUUUAGACCAUAUACAAAGGAAGUGAGAAAUCUUACACCCAACCCAGUGAAAGGUUGUGCCCAAUUAUAUUAUUUUAUAACAAAACUCAACAGCCGUCACUUACAUGUAGAUCUUAUUGAUCUUUUCUAAUGCCAAAUUUGAUGAUGAUGCUUGAACGAGAGAUAGGGCGAACAAAAUCUGUUUCUUACUACAUUGUCUACGAUAAAUACAUCUGAUGUAUAAGAAAGACAUAAAAUAUCAAUGGAAAAUUGUUUUAUAUAAAUCACUCCAUUGGAUAAAAAAAAAAUAUAUGAUCACCAUAUGAAAAUAUUAAGGAGAUAUUGCAUGCCAAUUUUACAACAAAUAAAAAAAAUAAUCCAGACAUACAAAUAAGUCUCCAAUGUGAUAAAGAAACUUUAGUAUAGAAAGAAAAAAAGAUGCACCACAGAAAUCAGAAUAUUAUUAGCUUUCACUGUACCCUGAAGAUAAAGGUGAUGGAAGCUUAAAAAAAACUGAUUUGAACAAAAUAUGGUAUUGGUAACCAACUAUAGAACAUGAAGAGAGAAACACAAAUGAAGGGAAUUAAUUUUGAAACCAAUUUCUCCUGGGGUAGGUAAGUGAUACUUAUUCCUUGUGUUUCUUACAUAAGUAUAUCGAAACCGAAGAAACAUUAUAAUAUUUUGCAGUGGGUAUAAUAUUACUAAUGACAGUGAAAGAGCAGCGAACAAUUUUUUUCUAUAGGUAUUCCGUUCUUGUAAGUACCAUAAAAUUUUAUUUUUUUGGUCUUUGUGUGUUAAUGUGUUGAACAUGGAUAUUGUAAAGACAAUUUUGUAUCUGAUAGGUUUUUCUCAAUGUACCUAUCUAAUUUAUGUUUAAUUUAUAUUUUAGUUUCUUAGUUACUGCAUUAUCAUGGUAAUUUUUUCAUGUUGAAGAAAUUAUUUUUAUCAUUAAACUCUAAUUGUGA